Messenger RNA from Xiphias gladius (swordfish), 588 nucleotides. Its product is annotated as probable 2-ketogluconate reductase. The transcript is spliced from 4 exons. Gene Ontology annotation, molecular function: hydroxypyruvate reductase [NAD(P)H] activity; NAD binding; glyoxylate reductase (NADPH) activity. NCBI's taxonomy places the organism in Eukaryota, Metazoa, Chordata, Actinopteri, Istiophoriformes, Xiphiidae. Gene Ontology annotation, cellular component: cytosol. The record is from RefSeq and is a predicted model, not a curated record. The coding region runs from base 1 to 588 and encodes 195 amino acids.
AUGUCUGUGUGGAGCUGCCACCCCGUGGCUGAGCAUUACCUGCUUGGUUUGCUUCACUCACUGAAGGUGGUAGCCAGCGGAGGGGCCGGCCUGGACCACCUGGAUGUACCGUUCAUCACCAGCCGAGGGCUGAGGGUGACCAACGCGCCCGGUCAUCAACUAGCUGGGGACCCUAAAACCACCCACAUACCACAAAGCCUGAUGGGAGAGAUUGGUUACAAAAUAGCUCAGAGAAGCAAAGGAUUUGACAGGAUGAUGAUUCUGUAUCAUAACGGACCAGAAGUAGUAGUAGUAGAUGAGCAGGCGGCGGGAGCGACUUUCUGCGAGAGCCUGGAUGACCUGCUGAGGAGGUCAGACUUUGUCGUGCUGGCUGUAAACCUGACGCCCAACGCAACAGGCCCCUCCGGCCACACAGAGCCGUCCCUCACCAGACCCACAGCCACACUGGUCACCAUCAGCAGAGGUCUAGUUAUGGACCGGGGCGCCUUAGUCGGAGCUCUCCAGUCUGGAACGAUUGAUGCGGCAGCAUUAGACGUCACUUACCCUGAACCUUUGCCAAGGUCUCUUCCCAUCAUCGCUUUAUUGUAG